AUGUCCGCCCCGCGCCCGGGCCACGUCAGCCGCGGCGGGGAGCGGCGGAGGCGGCCGCCAGGCUCCGCCCCGGCCCGGCCCGAGCUGCCGCCGGAGCGGCCUCACCGGAGCUCGUCCAUGGGGGGGGGCCGGAACGCGGCUCCCGGCGCUGCUCCCCGGGCUGCGUGCGGCACCGUGCCCGGCUCCCCCGGUGUGCUGCACCCGGCCCCGCGCCCGGUGACGCCCCGCGUUCCUGCGUUGACUCAGUCGCCCGGGGCAGACGCUCCGUCGGGGGCAGGAACCACGGCCAGGCCGUGUCGGGGGCACCGGGACUACAACUCCCAGCAUGCCCUGCGGCACCCGGUGCCGGUGCGGCGGGAGGCAUCAGCCGUGGCCGAGCGGGUUUCACCGAGCGCAGGCCGCAGCCCGGCCCCGCCGCCGCGGGCCCCGCUGAGGAGGGCCUCCGGUGGCGGCCGGCGGAGCGGCGCUGCCGGCUUCAAGUCACCGAUCCCAUCUCCAAGGCCCUGCCAACCCAAUAGAGACAACAACGAAUCCCUCCAGUAUGAAAUUGAAGAGCUGAAGCAGAAAGACCUUGCUCUGGACCAGGAAAUUGCACAAUUAUUGUCUGAAGGCUACAGCCUGGAGGAACUGGAGAAGCACAUCUCUCUGCUCCACGAGUAUAACGAUAUUAAAGAUGCUGGGCAGAUGCUGCUGGGCAAACUGGCUGUUAUCCGAGGGGUUACUACAAAGCAGCUCUACCCUGAGUAUGAUCUGGAGCUUAGUGACUAGUGUUGAACCUCAAGACUGCCACGUCCUGCAGAAAUGACUGUUACUGAGCUCUUAUGCUUUUGUUGUAUUGGUUUAGAACGGACCUAAGGUGGCCUUGGAAGUAUGUGUGUAGAGUUGCAACAGAGCAUGGGUUAACAGCCUUCUUUCCAAGAAGCUCUGAACAUGAAAGUUGUUGAAUCUGUCAGCUGUUUCCUGCUUGUGGGAAAGGGAUGUAGGGCUUUGGAUAACUUGUCUGCUACCUGAUUAACAGUAUUCCUUUAUGGGAAAGGUGGUAAUUCCAGGUGGUUGAUGUUAAGACUAUUCCCAUGGAGUCUUUGCUUCUCUACUGCAUCCAGCAGCUAUUUGGUUACUGGAUGUAUAGAGGAAGUGAGGGCACACAUGUGCAAUGUAGUGGUUGCUUUGAAAGACAAGAAAAAGCCCUCAGAAGUAGGAAGAAUUCCGAUGUGGUUUGGUUUAUGAUCCAAUCUGGGUAACUCUGGGUGUUCUGUAUUAUUUACUCUGGUAUCUAGAGGUUCUGUACCAUUCCUGUAGCAAAUGGCAAAAUGUGAAGUUGUGUUGAGCUGUCUGAAUAAAGCAGCUAUCACAUUCCUCAGUAA
This is a messenger RNA of Pezoporus occidentalis (night parrot), 1364 nucleotides long. RefSeq names its product SWI5 homologous recombination repair protein (gene SWI5). NCBI's taxonomy places the organism in Eukaryota, Metazoa, Chordata, Aves, Psittaciformes, Psittacidae. The record is from RefSeq and is a predicted model, not a curated record. Gene Ontology annotation, cellular component: Swi5-Swi2 complex; Swi5-Sfr1 complex. Gene Ontology annotation, biological process: double-strand break repair via homologous recombination. The transcript has 6 exons. Bases 1 to 768 code for a protein of 255 amino acids.